GUUCAGUGCGCGUACAAGUCUCGUGUGUAGCGGAUGCCAGCAAAGAUUUCGCAAAACUCGUUCGUUGCGACGCAGGCUUAGCAGAUUUUUGAAUUUCUUUUCACACCGAAGCGAUCGAGGAAUUGGUUCUAGAAUCGUAUUUGUGGAAGCAAGAGGCCAACCGAGAGUUUGAAAAUGGCAGCCGUCAACGCAACGAAGGUGGACUAUUGGAACUUUCUGUUCACCGAUCUGGCAGAUCCCCGCACCAAUGACUGGUUCCUGAUCAAGUCACCACUCCCACUGCUGGGCAUCCUGGCCUUUUACCUGUUCUUCGUCCUGUCCUGGGGACCGCGCUUCAUGCGCGACCGCAAGCCCUUCAAGCUGGAGCGCACCCUGCUCGUCUACAACUUCUUCCAAGUGGCGCUCAGUGUGUGGAUGGUCUACGAGGGCGUCGUCAUCUGGCAGUACUACAGCUGGCGGUGCCAGCCAGUCGAUUGGUCCCGCACCCCCAAAGCCUACAGGGAGGCCCGGGUGGUGUACGUCUACUACCUGGCCAAGAUCACCGAGCUCCUCGACACGAUCUUCUUCGUGCUGCGCAAGAACGACCGGCAGGUGACCUUCCUGCACGUCUACCACCACACCGUGAUGCCCAUGAUCAGCUGGGGCACCAGCAAGUACUACCCCGGCGGCCACGGCACCUUCAUCGGCUGGAUCAACUCGUUCGUGCACAUCAUCAUGUACUCCUACUACUUCCUCUCCGCCUUCGGGCCCCAGAUGCAGAAGUACCUCUGGUGGAAGAAGUACAUCACCAACCUGCAGAUGAUCCAGUUCUGCUGCGCCUUCAUCCACCAGACCCAGCUGCUCUACACGGAUUGCGGCUACCCGCGGUGGUCGGUGUGCUUCACCCUGCCCAACGCCGUGUUCUUCUACUUCCUGUUCAACGACUUCUACCAGAAGUCCUACAAGAAGAAGCAGGCGGCUGCCAAGGCCGAGGCUCUGUCGGCGGACAACAACAAUGAUGGAUGCGCCAAGGACCUCAACAAGGCAGUCGAGCUGCAGGAGAAGCUGAAGCAGAAGCAGAAGGCCUUGUAGGCUGGAAGCACCCACCGCCAAACCUCACCCACCCGCACCCCGCACCACCCACUCCCCCACCCCAAAAAACACCCACAAAAAGCCCCUUCAAUACUCGUACAAAGCGGGACGAACCCACUGAGAGCCACCCAUGUUCUAUGUGCAACCUUGUUGACUAAUUUCUUAAGCAAUCCGCCGCCAAAAAAAGACGUUUGGCACGCAAGUUGGGAAACUGAGAAACGGAACGAAUGUGGAUACUUGGACACAAUAUUCGGGCGAGCGAGGUUUUGGAGACACGGAUACACGUGUUAUGUAAAUGCUCAAACAUUUCGAACAUUCGGUUAUGGCUUUGGCAGCCGUCGUCAUCAUCAUCGCUCGCUCCGUUUGAUCUUCGCAUCUGGCGGACCAAAUGAAAGAAGUCGUAUGUCUUUCGGCCAAACUGAACUAAGUUAAGUAAACAGGCAGAUGAAGCGUUAGUUGUGUAAAUAAGUGUAGGUACGCAUGCGAAUGUGUUUUCUUUAGAUUUUAUAUACUCGUACGUGUGGUAUGUAAAGUAGGCAUUAAGCAAGACAAGUGAAAAACUAGCGAAUAGCAAACCCAUAAACACAAACACAUUUUACAAAUAAAUCUAGAAUUUUUUCUACAAAAAUAUCGAAAACAAA
Messenger RNA from Drosophila ficusphila, 1712 nucleotides. RefSeq names its product elongation of very long chain fatty acids protein AAEL008004 (gene sit). Gene Ontology annotation, biological process: fatty acid elongation, monounsaturated fatty acid; fatty acid elongation, polyunsaturated fatty acid; very long-chain fatty acid biosynthetic process. Gene Ontology annotation, cellular component: endoplasmic reticulum membrane. Gene Ontology annotation, molecular function: fatty acid elongase activity. The record is from RefSeq and is a predicted model, not a curated record. The coding region runs from base 175 to 1071 and encodes 298 amino acids. The transcript is spliced from 4 exons. Lineage: Eukaryota; Metazoa; Arthropoda; Insecta; Diptera; Drosophilidae.